UUAAGGAUCUCACAACUCGGUUAUACACCUCCUAGAAAUUUCUGCAUUUCUUGUUAUUAUUCGGUUGUUGACCAACGCUGAUCUGUUUUAUUAGGAUCCCAGUCAAAUUUCUAUAUGAGAAACUAAAAUUGAUCUUGUAACACGUGCUUUUUAGAAAUUGGAAAGAAUAUUUCUCCAGCGAAUAAGUAAAUAUACACAUAUACGUAUACUUUGCGCAAAAGGUAAAUUUAAUGUUUUACGUUCGGCGAACGUUACAUUUCGCUGCACAUUUAGCGUGCAGUCAACAUUUCAUAUAUCGUCACCGCAUUCCAAUUUUAUGUAAUAAUAAUAUCGGAGCAUUCCGGAACUCGAGUCGUUUUUUUCACGAGAACGACAGCAAUAUGAAGGAGCUGGGUAAACUGGAAGGAAAAUUGAAACUGAUGUUUACAUGUAAAAAAUGCUCCACGAGAAACAGCAAAUUGAUAUCCAAGUUGGCAUACAAUAAAGGUGUAGUAAUAGUGAGAUGCGAUGGUUGUAAAAACAACCAUCUGAUUGCCGAUAACUUAGGAUGGUUUCCUGAAAUAAGUACUAGGACGAAUAUCGAAGUCAUCAUGGCAAUGAAAGGAGAGACUGUACGAAAGAUAGCAAAUGAUAAGGAGGGAUAUUUUGAAGCUGUCGCAAAUGAAGAAUUCAAGUUACAUCAAAAAGACUCUAGUGAGACGAAAGACUCCAGCAAUGAUAAAAGCGAUGAUAAAAUUAAAAGAGAUGAAAUAACAAAGGAGAGCUAAUAUCUCGCUUGAUGAUUAAAAUAUAUUUGUGGGA
Camponotus floridanus (Florida carpenter ant) is the source of this 801-nucleotide messenger RNA. Its product is annotated as DNL-type zinc finger protein. Gene Ontology annotation, molecular function: zinc ion binding; protein-folding chaperone binding. The transcript has 2 exons. Gene Ontology annotation, cellular component: mitochondrion. Gene Ontology annotation, biological process: protein folding; protein stabilization; protein import into mitochondrial matrix. Lineage: Eukaryota; Metazoa; Arthropoda; Insecta; Hymenoptera; Formicidae. Bases 231 to 767 code for a protein of 178 amino acids. The record is from RefSeq and is a predicted model, not a curated record.